CAGUGACUCCGAGGAUGAGGAGAUGGAAGUUGGAGUCCAGCUUCCUCAGGAACACAUCGAUGAAGACAUGAGCAUCGGCAAUGACCAGAUGGCUGAGCAGCCUGAGGAUCCUAUCCCUCCAAUGAUGGCCCAGGACAUCAGCAUGCAUGAAGCGGACGCUGGUACCGGGCCAGUACACGCCGAGGACCUACAAGAACACCACGAGGAAGAACCCUCAGACGAGGAGGAGGAGGAGGAGGAGGAAGAAGAAGACGACGAUGAUCCAGUCGUCAAGACUUACGACAUCUACACCACCGACCGCCUGAAUGAGCACCUCUACCUCUUCCAAUACCCCACCCGCCCUAACACCCGCCCUCUAACAACCUCCCGCAACUCCGAACCACUCUCCGCAAAGAUCAAGCCUCGUGCCGGCAUGAUCGAAGUCGACGUCCCCAUCGCUCUCGAAAAAUACUAUGACGAGGACCGUGGACGUGAGUUGGGACAAGCACUCGAGGAAGGACAGGGGUUCGAGAGUGGAGAGGGGAGGUUGUUGGACCGCCAGAUUUUCGGCGCACGGAUACAGAAUAACUGGGGAAACUAUAUGGUUGGUGUAUUACGAGGAGAAGAGCUACAUUUGAGUCCGGUGAAGAGUGUGGUACAGUUGAAACAGACGUACAACUAUGUCGACAAACUCGACACCCUCGCCAAAGCCCAAAAGAAGACCGAAGGACCUGCUGCUCCUACAGCUGGACCCCGAGCAGUAACGGUCACCGCAAAGGCCGCAAGCUCAGAAGGCCCACAAAUCGACUCUAACCUCGCCGCCAAACGGCUCGCGGAAGAAGACAGCUGGGUCCGUCUAAAAUGGCACGACGUCGCAGACCCGGAAUCAAUCAACGUCAGUGGGAACUUGGUACAACCUCCAGUUGCAGAGGGAGAGGACGGCCUGGGUAGGAAGCCGUUGAAGUGUGUGACGAGUGUUGGGGAGUAUUUGACGAUGUUGAGUGCGCCGAAGACGCAGGUGGAGGGGGAGUUGCAGAUGAACGCGAAGCCGGCCAGAAAGAUUUCUGCUCCAGUGAAGAAGGAGUAGGGUGGAUUCGUGACGAUAAGCAAAAGACGGACGAGUGAAGCUUGUCGACAUCAAGAAUGUGAAGGGAGAAGAACAGCCAUGGGAAGAGAUCUCGACGAGUAGAGGGAUCCGGAGAAGGAGGAGUGGGGAUG
Messenger RNA from Saitoella complicata NRRL Y-17804, 1197 nucleotides. RefSeq lists its product as uncharacterized. The coding region runs from base 23 to 1066 and encodes 347 amino acids. Lineage: Eukaryota; Fungi; Ascomycota; Saitoellomycetes; Saitoellales; Saitoellaceae. Gene Ontology annotation, biological process: DNA-templated transcription. The transcript has a single exon. The record is from RefSeq and is a predicted model, not a curated record. Gene Ontology annotation, cellular component: nucleus; RNA polymerase III complex.